AAAUUUGUAUGUCUUCAAGUUUACCAUUCUUUUCCUUUAGUGUCUUCAGGUUUAUUGUGAUACUUUAGACCAUAAAAACAUUCAUCGACUCCCCAGUACAUUUUUUUUUCUUUUUUAGAUUUUAAUAUUUGAUCCAUCUGGAUUUUAUUUUGGUGUUAAACAGUAAGGGAGGGAUCCAACUUCCAUUUUUCCAAGUGGCCGGCCAGUCGUCCUUAACGCCAUUCGAUUGAGAAAGACUGAAAACCCUUUCCAGGGGUUUGUCGCGGUCGUUCCACCAGCACGCUCACUCGCGCAUCUGCCCGGGCCCGCUAUCCAGGAGCCUGGCGCCGCCAGGUUUCCGGUGCCCAUCGGUCCAGCCCGACCCAGUCGGAGGGGGCGAAUAGCAGGGGCGAACAGCAGGGGCUGGGGCGGAUACUCCUAUCCUGCUGAGAACGGAUCCCUCUCCUACCCGCCAAGGACCCACCACUAACAUCUCCCUCCCCCCACGCGCCGAGGACGGAUCCCCGGAUACCCCCACCUCGAUCUCCCCUCUUAGCCUCCGAGGACGACUUCCCUAACCUCCGCCUCCUCCCUUCCAACUUCUGCGCGCACCCCUUCUACCCGACCCCCCUACCCUCCAACCCAGUCUCUCCUCCCGGGUGGUCCCAAGGAUGGGACGGGACUUUCCGCGAGUGUAAUUUAAAUAAAAGGCGUGUGCUCUGGCUGUAUUUGCAUAGAGGCGGGGCCUCUGGCGCUGAGAGGCCGGAACACCCAAUCAGGUGGAACCCCGGGACCUCUACCUCGCUCCAAACGACCCUGGGGGCGAAAUCCGCCCAGAGACUUAAUUUGCAUGGGGCGGGGCCUGCCUCCUUGAGUGGCCGGGCGCCACUUCCCCUUCCAGUCGGCUUCCGCCCGCUGGCUUCCUCCCGCUGGCUUCCGCCCGCUGGCUUCCGGCAGCCGUGCGGCUUCCGCUCGCCUUCCUUCCGGCUUCUGUCCAGCUUCUCUCUGCUUUCGCCAGGCGCCACCCGCGGACAGGGGACGAAUGCUACCAAAACGGCGGCGAGCGGGGGUCGGGACCCCGGACACCGCCCCUUCCUCCGCGGCACGCUUCCCUGGGGUCACUGUCUGCCUGGCUGAGCCACGCAUGGUCCGCAACCGCCGGGCCUUCCUCACACGCCUGGCUCUCUCCAAGGGCUUCCGCGUCUUGGACGCCUACAGCUCAGAGGUGACACACGUCAUGAUGGAGGGGAUCUCAGCAGAGGAGACCGUCUGCCAGCAGGAGCGCAGGACGGCGGCCCUUCACCCAGGAUGCACCCGCCCAGUGCUCUUAGACGUAAGCUGGUUCACGGAGAGCAUGGCGGCUGGGCAGCCAGUCCCUGUGGAGUGCCGGCACUGCCUGGAGGUGGCUGUGUGCGGGAAGGGGCCGCCACGCCCAGCAUGGAGGCUGCCCUGUGCCUGCCAGCGGCCCACACCCCUCACGCACCACCACGCCGGCCUCUCGUAGGCUCUGGAGACGCUAGCGGAGGCCGCGGGCUUCGCCGGCAGUGAGUGCCGCCAACUCUCCUUGUGCAGAGCAGCCUCAGCGCUCAAGGCCCUUCCCAGCCCGGUCACAGCCCUGAGCCAGCUGCGUGGCCUGGCCCACUUUGGAGAACGCUCGUUCAGGGUCGUCCAGGAGCUGCUGGAACGCGGAGUGUGUGAGGAGGUGGAGAGAGUUCGGCUCUCGGAGAGGUACCAGGCCAUGAAGCUCUUCACUCAGAUCUUUGGGGUCGGGCUAAGGACCGCUGACCGGUGGUACCAGGAGGGGCUGCGGACGCUGGACGACCUCCGAGAGCAGCCCCAGAGCAGAGAGCAGGUCAGGAGAGCUGUGCUGCCCACAGGACUCCAGCACCACCAGGACCCGAGCACCCGGAUCCUGCGGUCAGAUGUGGAGACCCUGCAGCAGGCGGUGGAGGCAGCCGUGGGGCAGGCCCUUCCUGGGGCCAUGGUCGCGCUGACCGGCGGCUUCCGGAGGUCAGGGGGCUCCACACGCCCUCCGGCUCAGCUCCAGGGCCACGACGUGGACUUCCUCAUCACCCACCCCCAGGAGGGCCGGGAGGCAGGGCUGCUGCCCAGAGUGAUGUGCUGCCUGAAGAAGUAGGACCUUGUCCUGUACCGCCAGCACCAGCGCAGAUGGCAGGCAGACGACCCCACCCACCUGCACCGGCAGAGCCACACCAUAGAUGCCUUCGAGGGGACUUUCUGCAUUUUCCACCUGCCACAACCCCCAGGGGAUGCUGUAGGGGCGCCCAGAGGCCCUGCCCCACCCGACCACCUGGUGGUCACCCCCAUCAGCCAGUUCCCCUCUGCGCUACUCGGCUGGACUGGCUCCAAGCGUUUCGAGCGGGAGCUGCGCCGCUUCAGCUGGAGGGAGAGCGAAGGGCUCUGGCUGAACAGCCAUGGUCUGUUUGAUCCGGGGCAGAAGACGUUUCUCCACGUGGCUUCAGAGGAAGACAUUUUCAGACUCUUGGGCCUUGAGUACCUUCCCCUCCAGCCAAGAAAUGCCUGAUCCUAUUAGCUGGCCCCCACUUCCGCUCUCUGGAAAUGGAGGGUGCCAUGUGAGCCAGACGCUGUGCGUGUUCUGGUCCCUGAAUGUUUCCAGGUGGAAGAUGCACUGCUGCCCCAAGUCCUCACCCCUCCCAAGUGGGAGCCCUGUCUGUGUGGACCACCAGCCCCCCACAUACACCCAGUUCAAGCUGUCAUGAAAUGAGCAUGUGGAACAAACUAAGCUGUAUUUUCUGAACGUGUUGCUGGUGUGGGUGACCGGGGAGCAUGGGCAUUGGUUCUGCCCAGAGGUCUGCUACGGGGUGCUGGUGAGGGUGGGGGAUGUGGACCUAAGACAAAUAGACUUCCAGUUAUUUCUCCAACAAAAAUGGGUUUAUUCAGGAUCAGCAGAGAAUGGGUCUGCAGCCAUGGCAAGCCAUGUGCAAGUCCCCAGCAAAAAUGGAAAGGAAAACGCUCUUACAGAGGGGAAAAGGAAUUUGGGAAGGCUAUAGUAAACAAGAGUCCAUGGCUUUUCAUUGGCCGAGUCCUCGUCAGGAACGAAGAGGAGAUCUUUCUUUCUUUUGGGCUCUGCUACCAUCACAGGGCAUGAGCCCUCCCCCUUCUGGUCUCCCAACUCUUAUUAAUGUUUUUACACUUCCCCUUUCGAUCAAGAUGCAUCUCUGAAAGCAUCACUAAUCUGAGUCAGGCUUUCCAGUUUCAGGGUCUUUCUGUUCCUCAAUACAAGGAAGGACGUUUCCUGGGUGUAGUGUCCCACAUCAGAGGGAAAGUGCACAGAUUGGAGAUCUAUUGAGGUUAUAUUUAAGUAACAAGGAGGGGUAGGAGGGACAACUCUUAGGCACUUUUUAUCUGACGUCCAUGUCUUUUACCAAGAUCCUAAACGGUAGAGAUUAUCUGAAGCCUUAUGUAAUCAAAGGUCUGGUGACAAAAUUCCAACAGGCCUAGUCUGAAUAUCUUUGGAAAGCUGGCUCAUCGGAUGUCGUCUGCUUCAGUUCAGGGAAGUGUUUACUUUCAGGUCACCAGAUGAUUUGCAGGUCCAGACAGGGUUUGGUGCUUUCUUUAGGUGUGUCAUGUGAAUCCAAGAGUUGUAUUCCUUGGAGUUUUGCAGCACAAGGGUUGGUUAGCAGUACCUGAUAGCAGCCUUUCCAGCAAGGUUGAAGAGAGUCCUUCUGGAGGUGUCUUUUCCAAUAGAUGAAACCUGCAGGUUGCAGGGUGUGAUGUUUAAGGUCUUCAUCUCCCAAGAGUGCACUGUGAAAAGGUUGCUUACCAAAACAUGGUUAUUUUUAAUAGAAGCAAUUAGGCCUUUACAGUAUUGGAGUAUCUCUCUUCUUAUUGGUUGUGGGUCAAAAGAGGUAGGAGCUGGGCUUCCCUGGUGGCGCAGUGGUUGGGAGUCCGCCUGCCGAUGCAGGGGACACGGGUUCGUGCCCCGGUCCGGGAAGAUCCCGCAU
Aethalodelphis obliquidens (Pacific white-sided dolphin) is the source of this 3965-nucleotide messenger RNA. RefSeq names its product DNA polymerase mu (gene POLM). Gene Ontology annotation, molecular function: DNA-directed DNA polymerase activity; DNA binding. The record is from RefSeq and is a predicted model, not a curated record. Gene Ontology annotation, biological process: double-strand break repair via nonhomologous end joining. Lineage: Eukaryota; Metazoa; Chordata; Mammalia; Artiodactyla; Delphinidae. Gene Ontology annotation, cellular component: nucleus.